AUGCGUUUCGAAAAGAACACCAUUGACACCCCCUGCCCGACCAUCGCGCUCAUCGUCUUGUCAGAAACGGGACAAGACCGACAAACCAUUGUUCACAUCGCUGACCUGGUUCCCCUCCACUACGUUGCACCCGCCCUCCCACCUUUCAUCUCAUUUGUCCAAUUUCGAGUAACCAACUGCGGGGAAAGAGGCGAAAGUCCCGUUACGAAGCAGACCAAGAACAACGCCGGGCCCGGCUUGCUUGGGACCAGCUGGAGCUUUUGGACGGAAUUGGUUUGCCUAGAGGCUGGAGGAAUGGCAGAGAUGGGACCAACGGAAAGACAUCUGCGGUCUGUCAGUGCUACCGAGGAGAGAAGAGGGCUCAUGGUGGCCUCGGCUCGCCGGCUCGCCGUGUAG
Messenger RNA from Colletotrichum abscissum, 396 nucleotides. RefSeq lists its product as uncharacterized. The coding region runs from base 1 to 396 and encodes 131 amino acids. The record is from RefSeq and is a predicted model, not a curated record. The transcript has a single exon. Lineage: Eukaryota; Fungi; Ascomycota; Sordariomycetes; Glomerellales; Glomerellaceae.